AUGGAAAACUUCGAGCAUACAAUGACAUUCAACACCGUCACGCAACAUCUUCGUGUCUCUCUUCAUACGAAUAUGUCACCAUACUAUUGUACUAUAUCCAUCUGUGAUGGAGAAUUUAUCGGGUAUCAUCAUCAUUGUGAAGGUUGUGCAAACAGAAAGAAAAACGAUUAUGAUAAAGUCGCUGUUUUUCUUCCACCACGUAAACCGGAUGUACCUGUUGAUGAGAAACCAACAUCAUUAUUUGCUGCAAAAAAUGCUAAACCAACUGCUCCGCCACCAGUUGAAGAAGGUGAACAUAUUUAUAAAACAUAUCCAGCAUUUGCGUCUAUUAUUGAACCUAUUGCGAAUCAAUUUAUGACAUUAAAAGAAUUAAUUGCAAAAUUACGAUCACUUGGUCUUAAUAUUUUUCCUGAACCGGAUUCCGAUUCAUACGUUAGCAUUAUUAAUAAGAAUCAUAAGUUAGAAUGGUGGGCUUAUAAUCAAAUGGCAAUUGUAUCAUCAUGUACAGCAUUUUCUUACAGUCAUUGGAAUGCUUUUGUUAAUGAUGAAAUAAAAAUAAUUACUGGUUGUAAAGAACAAUUAAUUGAUAAAUCUACUGCUGAUGAUGAUAUGAAAUGUAUUAUGUUUACAACUGAAUUAGUUGGAUUUACAGAUGUUUCGGAAAGUUCACAAGAAUUUGUUGAAGCAUCAACAUUUACUAAUUAUCAUACGGAAUUAUUUCAUUUGGUACGAGAAAAAUUUUCAUCGGCAGCAUUUGUUCGUGUUAUGGAUGCUAGUCCAUUAUUUGUCGAAACAGUUAAUCAAUUUCUUUUGAGUAUUAAACCAUUAACAUAUGCUUAG
Adineta steineri is the source of this 840-nucleotide messenger RNA. Lineage: Eukaryota; Metazoa; Rotifera; Eurotatoria; Adinetida; Adinetidae. The record is from the annotation of a GenBank genome assembly.